This is a messenger RNA of Megachile rotundata (alfalfa leafcutting bee), 927 nucleotides long. RefSeq lists its product as uncharacterized. Gene Ontology annotation, cellular component: plasma membrane. Gene Ontology annotation, molecular function: odorant binding; olfactory receptor activity. NCBI's taxonomy places the organism in Eukaryota, Metazoa, Arthropoda, Insecta, Hymenoptera, Megachilidae. Gene Ontology annotation, biological process: sensory perception of smell; detection of chemical stimulus involved in sensory perception of smell. The record is from RefSeq and is a predicted model, not a curated record.
AUGAAAAAAACACGAGUGUCGAAGAAAAUCGACGAGCACGAGAGGAACGUGAACCUGAGCAUUAAAUGGUGCCGUCGUAUCUUAACGAUCAUAGCCGUCUGGCCGCAAUCCCCCGACUUCACCCUAUUGCAGAAAUGCUUUUACCGGUUUAGAAACGUCAUGAUUUUUUCGUUCCUCAGUUUCCUCUGUGUACCGUGCACCAUAUACAUGAUCGUGGAAGUCGAGGACGUUUACAACAAGAUCAAAGUGUUCGGACCGACGAGUUUCUGCGUGAUGGCGGUCAUAAAGUACUAUUUGCUGAUCCUCCACGAAAGCGACAUACGCAGAUGUAUCAGACUCAUCGAAUUAAGCUGGAAGGAGAUAACUCACCCGGAUGACAGGGAAAUUAUGAUCAAGAACGCGAGAUAUGGGAGGCAACUGAUAGCUCUUUGCACGUUGAUCAUGUACAGCGGCCUGACGUUCUAUUACGUCUCCAUACCGAUCGGGUCUGGAAGAAUAGAAGACCCGGAGGAAAACGUGACAUUCAUACCGCUGAUGUUCCCAUUUCCGAAACUGAUAGUCGAUACGAGAUUCAGCCCAACGAACGAGAUCAUCUUCUCCUUUCAGAUGAUGUCCGAUGCAACGUUACACGGUGUUUCGUCGGCUUCUUGCAGUUUGGCCGCCAUGCUGGCCGUUCAUAUUUGUGGACAAAUGGAGGUUAUGGUUAACUGGCUGAAACAUUUGGUCGAUGGGAGGUUCUUAGAGCUUACAGAGAAAACACUUCGAUACAUAUCCCUGGUGGAGUUCCUGGGUUGUACAUUGAAUUUGUGUUUGCUUAGUUAUUACGUUCUCAUGGUACGCACAAACGAGGCAGUCAAUCGGUUUUCAAUAGAUCUGAAAAUGGAUUUUGUACAAAUUUUUAGGAAUGGAGUACGAACGAUAGGAUAA